AAGAAUUGGACUUUACAAAUGUCAAGGAUUCCAAUUGCUAAAAGGCCUGAGGGGAAGCCCACUAAGGGCACCCCUGUCCAGUUUCAAUAUCCACAAAUUCAAUCAUAUUCCUUAGAAAUUACUACUCAGAUGAGACAACAAGCAAAUAAAAAGGAUUCAGAAGCUGUAUUUCUUCAAAUGUGCAGAGAAAAAAAAUUUGGUGAAAGAGCUUCACCUGCAUAUGAUGGAAAUUUAGUAUAUUCUAUUAUUGAUAUUUGUAACGGUUCUAAAUCUAAGCGAUUUGAUGUCACAGUUCCAGCUCAAGACGACGUUGGUCGUCCAAAACGGUUUACUGCAAUACUUAAAUAUGCUCGUCCUUUUGAUCUUAAAGAGAUGAGAGAAUAUAUUAGAGAAAAGACUGAUCAACCAUGGGAUGGAACCAUUCAAAAUAUCUUAAUUGUUCUUAACGCGUUCCUUAAUUCCAAGGUUCGUACUCAACAUUUAACUCUAGGUAGGAAAGCUAUCUUUCCAAAACCUGAGGAAAAUAGACGGCGUUUCUUGCUUGGAGGUGUUGAACUUUUAUCAGGAUACUGGCAAAGUAUUCGUCCUGGAUGGAAUCAAUUACUUAUCAAUGUUGAUAUAUGUCACGCUACUUAUUAUCCAAGUGGUCCAAUGCUUGAGGUUAUUCCCAAAGUUCUUCGCCUAUCACCUAAAGAUAAAGAAAAAUCAAAAGAUGAUUUACGAUGUGGACUUUCCAGACAAGAAAUUGAUAUUAUAUCUAGAUUUUUUAAGGAUGUUAACGUAACAACUAGUUAUCGGGGAAAUAAUGGAAUAAAACCAAAGCAUAAAAUUGUACAAAUUACUUUUAAAUCUGCUGAUGAAAUUACGAUAAACUCUCAAGGCAGAAGAAUUAGUGUCACUCAACAGUAUAAGAAUGAGGGUGUUAAUUUACAAUACCCUAUGCUUCCAUGCGUGCAUGCAAAGAAACCAAAAUUCGGGGAUGUAUAUUUACCUUUAGAAAUUUGUGUUGUGAUUUCUGGUCAAAAAUAUAGCACUGAAAUUCUAAAUUCACCUCAACUACGUGAUAUGAUUGAGAAAACAGCUUCAAAACCAAAGGAGAGAUUUGAUAGAAUUAUUUGGGGAAGUAAGACUAUUUAUAAACAUUCGACUGAUGAAGCCUUACGAUCUAUUGGAAUGGAAGUUGGUCCUCAAUUUGUUCAAUUAACAUCUCGAGUACUCCCUGCUCCAAAAUUAAUUUCACAUGAAGAAUCUGAAAUUAUUCCACAAUUAGGUUCUUGGGAUUCUAAAAGAUUUAUUAAGGGUGCUGACCUAUUCAAUUGGUCUGUUGUUGUUUUUGAAGAUCCAAACAUUUUACCUAGGGCUCAGAAUGUACACACUAAACAACCUAAAAUCACCUAUGGUAAUCCACAGGGAGAUUAUGCAAAAUCGUUAACAAUUGCUGCUCAAAAUGCAAGAGUUAACCAAAAUAGGCCACCUCAAUUAAUUAUCUGUGCCAUUCAAAGGAAAAUAAAUGGUUCUUCUGGAAUACAUCCACAGAUUAAAAAAAUUUGUGGUGUUGAUUUAGGUGUUGUAUCACAAUGUGUUAUUGCUGGAAAUAUGAGAGGUGAUAUUGUAAAGUGGAGACAAAUUUGUGGAAAUAUUGCCCUUAAAAUUAAUGGAAAAUUAGGUGGAAAGAAUUAUUCAUUGGCUAAGAACGAACUCAAAUUCAAGGCAGAGAAAAGAGUAAAAAAUGAAAAAAUUAUAAACUUAUGA
Dentiscutata erythropus is the source of this 1752-nucleotide messenger RNA. The record is from the annotation of a GenBank genome assembly. NCBI's taxonomy places the organism in Eukaryota, Fungi, Glomeromycota, Glomeromycetes, Diversisporales, Gigasporaceae.